UCUCCCGCCUCUCUGCGGUCUGUAGAAUCCUCCGCGGAGUGAUACCUCUUCACUCUCCCGCCUCUCUGCUGAACUCGUUCCACUACGUCAGGUCGUCCCGUUCUCCGUGAAGAUGUCUGCGACGGGUUCAGGCGGCUGUGGACCCGGACCCGGACCCACUCAGGGCUCCGGGUCCGGGGCUUCCAACCCCCGAAAGUUCAGCGAGAAGAUCGCGCUGCACACCCAGCGGCAGGCCGAGGAGACGGCCGCCUUCCAGGAGGUGAUGAUGGACAUCAGCUCCACCAGGCUCCAGGCUCAGAAGCUCCUCCUCGCCAGGAGUCAGGGUCCGUACUAUGGCGGCUCGCUACCCAACGUAAACCAGAUCGGCAGGACCCCUCAGGACUUCCAGGGCUCCUUCCCCUCCACUCUGGAGUCAAACCGGUCCACUCGACAUCACGGUCUGGUGGAGCGAGUCCAGAGGGACCGCCGUUUCAUCUCGCCAGUCAGACCGUACCGCAACCGACAAGUGGACAGCUCCCAGUAUAACUCUGCCUACCUGUCCCCGCCUCCUGACCCCAGCUGGAGAAGGAAUUGGUCCGGAAACUUCCCCGGGGAUAAAAGCCAGUUGUACCGUCUCCCCACCACUGCACUCAACAGGACCAACUCCGACUCGGCCCUUCACACCAGCGUAAUGAACCCUACCACAGGAGACCCGUUCAUGACUGGAGGACCCACCCUCACCCCCCAGGGCAACAGACGCUCAGGCGAUGGAGAAGGCAGAAGAAUGUUUCCGUACCCCGUCCCCCCCAUAGAGGAGAUCAUGUUGGACGAGGGGAAACUUCUCAAACCCUGGGACAACAAGAAGUUUCCUCAGCUGACGUCUCGACCCAAGUCCUGUGAAGUCCCCGGUAUCAACAUAUUUACGUCUCCGGAGCAACCGUCCACGCCAGCACACGGCGUCCCGUCAGCCCUGAACACCGGCGGCUCUCUGCCGGACCUCUCCAGUCUCCACUUCCCCUCCCCGCUGCCCACGCCGCUCGACCAGGACGAGCCGGGCUACCCAGGAUCCAACUCUCUGAGCGGGGGCAGCAGCACAGGGAACCUGGCCUCCACCCUCACCCAGCUGGGCAUCAACCCCGGCAACACACAGGGAGGCAACAGCAACUUCCACCACACACAAGACAGAAGUCUUCGUCCCGUCGCUCACGCCAGCGGCAGCCAUACUCUGACUCUGCCCAACAACUCCCUGGUCCUCCGAGGCUCUGUGACGGACGGGGAUCAGUCAGAAGUCCACUUCCUGUGGGUCAGGGACAGCCAGAGUCCUGCUGCAGGGGACGUGCUGUACGGCUCAGACACUCAGGCCUCUCUCUACCUGGCUAACCUGGUGGAAGGUACCUAUCUGUUCCAGCUGAGGGUGUCCGACGCUCAAGGUCGAUCCUGCUCCGCCAUGGCGACCGUGGAGGUCCGACCAGAGCCGGGUGGAGGGGAGGAGGUGGAGCUGGAGAUGUUGGUGUCGGUGUCUCAGGUGAGCGUGUCUCAGAGGGACACGGUGCUCCGACAGCUCGCCGCUCUGCUCCACUACCUCGACGGAGACAUCCAAGUGCGAGCGCUGCUGGGACACUCCCACCUCAGCACGGUGUUGCGGUUCUCGGUGCGGGGCCCCUCGGGACCGGUCUCCGGCUCCAGGAUCGUGAGUCUGCUGAGGAACCAGCUGCUGAGAGAGAAGAGUGACUACCUGCUGUUCAGAGUGCUGAGAGUCGACACCGUCUUGUGCCAGCUUCAGUGUUCGGGGCGGGGCCAGUGUGAUCCAAUCACAAAGGAGUGCCUGUGCGACCCCUUCUGGACGGAGAACCUGAUUCGUCUGUACCUCGGUGAUGGAGAGAGUAACUGUGAGUGGAGGGUCCUGUACGUCAUCCUGACCAGCUUCAUGCUCAUGGUCCUCAUCCUGUCCGUCAGCUGGACCUUCAUCUGCUGCUGCAAGAGGAGGAGACAGACCAAGGUGAGGAAGAAAACCAAAUACACCAUCCUGGACAACAUGGACGAGCAGGAGCGAGUAGAGCUCAGACCCAAAUUCAGUAUCAAACAUCGCAGCACAGAGCACAACUCCAGCCUCAUGAUGUCCGAGUCAGAGCUGGACAGUGACCAGGACACCAUCUUCAGCCGGGACCGCCCCGUCUGCAGCAGGAACCGGCUCUGCUCUCAGGCGGCACGCAACGGGAACGCCUUCGGCUGAAGGGAGACAGUCCACCUCCUGGUGACACGAAGAGGACUCGUCUCAGGGGUAUUUGAACUCUGGCGCCCCCCUGUGGCAGCGAGAUAUUUAACUCUUUAUUCCCCAGAGAGCUUGUGCUGCGAGGUCAGUGACAUGAUUCAGACACCUUUCAGGGUCCUUCACAAGAACAUGAAGACUUCCUGCCUGCCUGAGGAGAACCUGCUCUUCUUAUCAGGGCGAUGCAGGUCUGAACGUCUGAAUGUGAGGGAGAGGAAGGUGAGAUAUCCAACCUCACUGACCUGUGAACCUUUAACACCUGAACUCUUCAGAAGGAUUCAAAACAGAAGCAGACAUUUAUCCUUCACAGAGAGGUCCAGGACGGGGUGAGCCCAGGGGAGACUGGACUCUGAAUUACACACAUAUCUGUUCAUCUUAGAUACUUAGACAUUUAUCCAACCCCAGGCUAAUGCUAAAGCUAACAGUUAGUCAGUCGAGUGUUAAAGCCACAUUAAAGAAGACAGACCCUCAGAUUUACAGAUAAUGUUAAAAUAUGAAAAGAUCCUAAUAUUAUAAGAACAAAGUCAAAUUAAAAAUAAUGAAUCAGUAAUUUAUUCAUCUUAAUCUGGUGAUUUACUAGAAUUAACUGGUAUAAAUAUUAAGUUGUUCUAAAAUGAUGUAAAUCUGAGAAAGGAGAACAUGAUUUAAAAUAAUAACCAUAAUAAUAAAAAGGAAGGAAACACUGGAGGUAAAAUAAAAUGUUAAAACUCAAGACAGGAAGUUAGACUCACCAAAAUAAAUUAAAGACUAAAAGAUGAAACCAGAAAAAGGAACUGAGAAGCUUCACUUCAAGAAAUGAAAACAGAAAAAUAAAAGCUAAUUAAAUAUUAAGAUGCUGUAAAAUCACUGGAAUAAAAUAAGAUCAAUUAAUUACUAAAUAAAUAAUGAUAUAAUUCACAAUAAAUUAAAUAAUAAAAACAAAGUGAAUAUAUAAUAUAUAUGUAUUUAUAAUUUAAAAUUGGAGAAUUUUAAUUCAAAAAAAUAAACUUAAAAUUUGAGUUAGAUCUGCAGGGUAAGAUAUAAUGAGAGAAUGAAGCUUGUUCUUGUAAUAUUACGACUUUUAGCUCAUAUUUUUACUCCAUCAUCCAGAAUGUAACCGUGCCAACAGAACGACAGAGUAGAAAUAUUCAUUAAGAAUCACACAGAGACAAAAUGUAUUAAUACUGUAAAAUCACUGGAAUAAAAAAGAUCCAAUUACUAAAUAAAUAAUAAAAUAUUCACAAUAAAUUAAUAAAUAAAUAAAUACAAAUUAAAAAUAAAGUGAAGACAUAAUAUAUAUAUGUAUCUAUAAUUUAAAAUUGGACCUAAAUUAGAUCUGCAGGUUAAUAUUCUGACUUUAAGCUCACAUUAUAAAGACUGUUUCUGUAAUCUGGCCUUUUUACUCCUUCAUCCAGAAUUUAACAAAAUGACAUUAAAAAUCACACGAGACAAAAUGUAUUAUUACAAUUUAGGCUUUAAUUCUCCAUUCAUACAAAAGUUAUUCUUUUUAAAUGAACUAUAACGACAACAGUAUAUUACAAUUAGGACAAAUGUCACCGUACAUUAGAGACAGGACGAGCUGCAGAGUCCUGGAGGAGAGGAACUCAGAGUCUUUCUUCCUCUGCAGUUAGAAAUAUAACAUUACACCUCUAGAGGUCAGCAGAGACGCCUUCAGCUCAACAUGAGGUAAAAACAACAACAUGGCACUUUAAAGAUGGCUGACGGUUUUUAACUCUUCUUAUUGGCUCAGAUUAAACGUCUUCUUGAGGUCUCACGACCACAGGAAGUCAAACCGUCAUGGCGUCUGUUCUCUUCCAGGAGUUAGGGGCAUGCAUACAUGCAUGUUCAAUAUUAGGUUUGUAUUUAACAUUGAUUUAUUAUUACUUUAGAGACUGAUCCCUGAAGGCAUCACUGACAUGUUUAACAUCGUCCUACAACACGACACAGAAACAGAAACAGCUCAUGCUUUAAUUAUUAAUAUCAAACUGUUCCAGCAUCAAUUAUUCCACAGACCCAGUUCCAACACGUCGAGUAUUCAUAUCAAAUAUAAAGUCACAUCACGACGGGACGGCAGGAGGUUCAGGACAAACUAGGACUUCACAACAAUCUAAAAAAGGGUUUGUGCUUCUUCCUUUUAUUGGAUCUCUCCUUUCUUCACCUCUACUCGGACGUUACAGCUUCACAGCGUUCUUAAGUUCACUCGCUCCACGCCUCACAACGUGGGAUCAAAUCAAAGGUAUCAUUUCAGGUGAUGUAAAUUUGACUGGAUGCAUCCUGUCUCAUGUGAAUUAUCUGUUGCAUUUGAAAUGAGAAUGUCAUGUCAGAGAAAAUAAAGUCUAAACAGAAAAACA
Messenger RNA from Notolabrus celidotus (New Zealand spotty), 4578 nucleotides. RefSeq lists its product as uncharacterized. The coding region runs from base 113 to 2212 and encodes 699 amino acids. Gene Ontology annotation, molecular function: cAMP response element binding protein binding. The record is from RefSeq and is a predicted model, not a curated record. Gene Ontology annotation, cellular component: cytoplasmic vesicle; plasma membrane. Gene Ontology annotation, biological process: protein homotetramerization. NCBI's taxonomy places the organism in Eukaryota, Metazoa, Chordata, Actinopteri, Labriformes, Labridae. The transcript has 18 exons.